AUGGAACCCAUCACAAUCGACUCCAGCGACGUAGAGAACACGGCUCCCAAUGGAGCGUACGACAGGCCAACGACCGGCCGCGACCCCCGGCUACGCCCUGGCACAUACUACGCCGGCAGACCCACAAGAGCCUGCCCAACCGGGAUCCGACAGGCCCGAGCGCCACCGCGCCGAGCCCCGUCGCCCCCGAUGCAGCCAACCAUGCCCAGAGCGCCACCGCGCCGAGCCACGCCGCACCCAAUGUCCGAGUCGUCGGACGAGUCUCGGUCAGCCUCGCCAACUCGGCGCGCCGCGCCACCAACGCCUCCACGACCCUCGGGCCGCUCCCGAGCCCCGUCGCCCCCGAUGCAGCCAACUACGGCCCGAGCGCCACCGCGCCGAGCCACGCCGCACCCGAUGUCCGAGCCUUCGGAUGAGGCCCCCUCAACAUCGCCACCACGGCGCGCCGCGCCACCAACGCCUCCACGACCCUCGGGCCGCUCGGCCUCCCCGUACUACACGGACAGGACUGGACGCAGGAUCCCCUGCUCUCAAGCUCCGCCGUCGGGACCCUACCAAGGGUAUCACAACCCGGAUGCGCCGGGUCACUCGCCCCAUGUAGCCCUCGCCAGCAGGACCCGGAGUCAGACGAGGAUGACGACGAGGAGGGAGACUCCCGAUCCCCCCAGUCCAGCUGCCCCGACGCGCGACGAGGACUACGUGCUGGAGGAUGCCACCGACAGCGACGCCACCCCUCUGUACGCCGGAUACCACGGGGAGGAAGCUAGCGAGCAGAGCAACGACGACGCGCAAACAAUUAGUAGCGACAGCGAGCCAGACGAUGGUGCCCCUUCGGCAGCCCACUAUCAAUGGGAAGGAGAGGAGCGGUACGGGUUCUGGCGGGGAUCGUGGAUCCAGUUAAUCCACGCCCGCUACACCUCCAUCCUCAUCGAGGCACCCUUCCGGCCAACUCCUGACCCAAUCAUCACCUUUCCCCCGUCACCGGAGAGGCUGUGUAUAAUGGCCCCGGACGAAGACUGGGAAAUGGACUUGGGAAACGCACCCGAGGUCCGCCCGCCGCCGCCAGCACUGGGGGAAGAUGCGGCCCUACCCAUCUUCCCCGGCGACCGGGCAGGUGACAACGCGCCAUUGACGACAACGAGCAAGCAAGCGCUCCACCUCAUCCACCCCGCGGAUGACAACGCUCCACUGGCGUCCACGAGCCAGCAAGCGCUCCACCUCCAGACAUACAACGACACAUCAUUGGCGUCUACCAGUCAGCAAACGCGCCACAGUACCAACCAGGCGGAUGACAACGCCCCGCUAGCAUCCCCAAGCCGAGGCCCAAUUCCCAUCGCUAACGAAACCACCGAGCAGGGCUACCAGCCCACCGGGAAGGCGAUGGAAGGCGCAACCACGGCCACCGCCGAACAUUGCUGUGCCAAACCAGCAAUCCUCGGCCCACCGCCGCGGGAUAGCCAACGCAAGGAACGCGCCGCCGAGACCAACCGCCGAGCAGCAAACCAUAGUCGCUCCACUAUCGACGAGGAGGUCACUCCCCCAGCCACCCCACGUGUCGGCUUCGGAGAUCGCGGGUUCGAUCUCUCUCCGGGCACGAUGGAUAUACUCAUGGAGGAGCUCGAGCCGGGAGUAGAGGGUCUGCUACAGGAGUUAAUCCCAGAUUGGGACCCGAGCGCACCUUCGACAGCACCAGUUCCUGCGGCCACCACCGCCGAUGAGGUCCCACCUCCGGCACCGCGCUUCCCGCGCCCAGUCCCUGCGGCCACCACCGCCGACGAGGUCCCACCUCCGGCACCGCGCUUCCCGCGCCCAGUUCCUGCGGCCACCACCGCCGACGAGGUUCCACCUCCGGCGCCACGCUUUGCUCGUCGAGCCCCUCCGGCGGAUGAUUUCACCACCGACGACCCAACGCCCGAGCGAGUCGCCAUACCAGCCGCCUGGUGGACUAACACGCACGACCAGCGAGUUCCACUGGCGGUUUGGCAGGAGAUAGCGCGCCGGAGCCAUGCCGCACAGUACUCCCGUCAGCGCUUCCGCGUCCGCACGCAGGAAGGACCAUACCAAAUCACCAUGAAAACGACAGAAGAAGUCCAGAUCCGUUUCGGCCGGGCGGACCGUCGCGCCACUAACGCUGGUUUCCCGCGUACUGUGUACCGCCACGACUACGAGUGCAUCCGCGUCCGUAUCCACUCCCAGAGUAGGGACACUCCGACACACGCUGCCGCCACGCCUGCAUUGGCCAUUCCGCACACCGUGCAUCACCACGGUGACUCGAGAAUCUCUGCCUGA
This is a messenger RNA of Drosophila kikkawai, 2289 nucleotides long. Lineage: Eukaryota; Metazoa; Arthropoda; Insecta; Diptera; Drosophilidae. The record is from RefSeq and is a predicted model, not a curated record.